This is a messenger RNA of Necator americanus (New World hookworm), 312 nucleotides long. RefSeq lists its product as uncharacterized. Lineage: Eukaryota; Metazoa; Nematoda; Chromadorea; Rhabditida; Ancylostomatidae. The transcript is spliced from 2 exons. The record is from RefSeq and is a predicted model, not a curated record. The coding region runs from base 1 to 312 and encodes 103 amino acids.
AUGGCUUGUUUCCUCAGCCUCGCCAUCGCGUUGAUCACAAAAGGUGGAAUCUUUUUCGAGCUGGAUAUUUUCCCCGAAGAGGACGAAUCGUGUCGGGUUAGAUACUGUACACGAGUACUUCGUCGAUAUGACCGAGGUGAAUUCGAAUCCGAUUUACGGGACCGUGUAUCGGUUUUGGGUCCGGAAUAUCGUGACCGUAUUUGUCCCGUUCUUCCUGUUGACGUUGAUCAACUUCAAAACGCUCGUCGAAUUGAAGGCACAACUCAGAGAAGCGAAAACUCAAGAGGAACGGAAAUUUUCGGUUCGCGUUGA